AUGGCCGAGAAUGCUCCACCUCCGCGUCCACCACCAAGUCGACGUAGAGACAAAGUCCAGCUCUCCUGCAACCCUUGUAGACACCGAAAGCUGAGAUGCGAUCGACAUCAGCCAUGCGGAGCUUGCUCAAAGCGUGGCCUCGCUAACUCCUGCAAUUAUGCAACAUCAUCUUCUUCUACACCCGAUGCUCAGCGAUCUGUUGCUUCACGACAGUCAAACAGCCUCCACAGCAGAGUCUCUGAACUGGAGAGUCUGGUCGUGAUGCUCAUGGAAGGACAACCGCUGGCAAGUUCGCUCGCACCGAAACAUCUGGAAUCAAGCUCGUUAUCAAUUGCAGAUGUGUUGUCUGAAACCUGGAGACGAAGGAAACCCCAAGAUGACGCUGAAUCUCUGGCAGACCCUGGAACCCUAAAAUUGCGCGAAUCUGGAACCAGCUAUGUCCAGAGUGCUCAUUGGGAGGCCAUUCUCACCAAGAUUAGAGGACUGAAGGAGGACUUAGUGACUGACAGCAAGGCUAGACCUGGUUCACACUUGUUCUAUGGCCCGAAUUGCCAUGCAACUCGAGAUGAGAUAGUGGUCGCUAUUCCUCCUCGUCCAGUUGUUGACCGCUUGGUGGCCCUUCACUUCGAUUCCUACAUUGUCACUUCGUAUUUCAUUCAUGGUAAGAAAUUUCUCCGAGAGUAUGAAGCUUUCUGGGAAGAUCCGUCCGCAACUUCUAUCGCUUGGAUUGGUCUUAUGUUCUCCAUGUUACACAUUUCUGCGCAGUUGCAGAUCUUCGCCAUUGAUUUCACGGAUGGACGAGCCGAAUCGCUCAAGGCGGAAUGUCUCACCAAGAAGUAUGACUUCCGGGAGAAGGCCGUUCAGUGUCUUAUGUUGGCUAAGUAUACGACCGGAGGACCAUAUGUCCUGGAGAACCUCAUCCUGGUCCUUAUCGGAGAGUCGAUACUCUUGAAAGAAAGCGGUACCGACGGCUGGCUUUUAAUCAGUAUGAUACUCCAAAUUGCAACGCGGAUGGGUUAUCACCGAGACCCAGAUCACUUUCCGCGAAUAUCUCCUUUCGAAGGUGAGAUGCGUAGACGCAUCUGGGCUACAAUCCUUGUGUUAGAUCUCGGCCUCGCCUUAGAGAUGGGCCUUCCUAGAAGUGCCACAGACACUAAUAUCGACACAAAACAGCCACGUAAUCUUCAUGAUUAUGAUUUUGAAGAGGACACGAUCGAGAUACCUCCCCAAAGGCCAGAAACGGAAUGGACGCCAGUGCUUCCUCUCAUUACAAGAGGGCGACUGAUAACUGCUCUCGGCUUGAUUAGUGACAUCAAUACCGAUAUUAAUCCACCUUCCCACGAAAGGAUCGUCAAAAUCGACGCACUUCUUGGAGACGUGUACAAUCGUGGUAUCCCGCCCUUGCUGCGCUGGCAAGAUACACCACACCCUAUCACAGACAGUCCGAACAUGGUGGUACAUCGAGUAAGUGUAGAAACGACCUACCACAAAUCACGCAUUCUCCUUUACCGGAGGGCUUUGAUCGGCUAUCCAGUUCGACAGUCCCAAGAGCAGGACAGGGAGUCGGUGGGAAUUUGUCUAGAUUCCGCACUCAAGAUUCUAUCGUUCCAAACGAUGCUUCACGAAGAGUCUCAGCCAUUUGGUCGUUUGUGUCAGCUUCGAUGGAAGGUGACCCAUAUUUUCAACUCUGAUAUUCUUCUCGCAACGAGCGUGCUUUGUCUCUACCUUCAAGACGUCGAUAGAUUCGAAUUUCCAGAGACCGUAGGAUUGACACCGUGGUCGCCAAGGCGUGAAGAGAUCCGAGAACGACUGACUAGCUCGCGCAAGAUUUGGCUUCAAAUGAGUACAACAUCUCCGGAAGCUGGAAAAGUAGCGAAAGCUCUGAGCAUCGUCCUUGGAAUCACGGAAGCAUCUGCUGAGGAUGACGACGCGCCCACCUCUUACGACUUUCUAACGGAGUUCGAUGCCAUACCUUUGAACGAGUUUGGCACAACGCUCAGCAAUCAAUGUGAGGAGUACACUCAGUCAUGCCGAUUGUAA
Messenger RNA from Exophiala bonariae, 2040 nucleotides. RefSeq lists its product as uncharacterized. The coding region runs from base 1 to 2040 and encodes 679 amino acids. Gene Ontology annotation, biological process: regulation of DNA-templated transcription; DNA-templated transcription. The transcript is spliced from 4 exons. The record is from RefSeq and is a predicted model, not a curated record. Gene Ontology annotation, molecular function: zinc ion binding; DNA binding; DNA-binding transcription factor activity, RNA polymerase II-specific. NCBI's taxonomy places the organism in Eukaryota, Fungi, Ascomycota, Eurotiomycetes, Chaetothyriales, Herpotrichiellaceae.